This is a messenger RNA of Phyllopteryx taeniolatus (common seadragon), 1372 nucleotides long. RefSeq names its product nurim (gene nrm). The coding region runs from base 63 to 875 and encodes 270 amino acids. Gene Ontology annotation, cellular component: nuclear membrane. Lineage: Eukaryota; Metazoa; Chordata; Actinopteri; Syngnathiformes; Syngnathidae. The record is from RefSeq and is a predicted model, not a curated record. The transcript has 4 exons.
CGUUUUGGUCCCGGAAGACAGCAAAUGUGGAAAUGAAGAAGUGAACACGGUGUGUGUUUGCAAUGGCGUCAGUCACGGCCCGUGGAUGUGCUGUGUGCACCGCGACGUUGCUUAACUUUGCCUUCGUUUUCAUAUCCGGCGCCGAUUUUAUUCGCUUUGUAUCAUUUCGAGCCAUUUACCAUAACAUCACCGGGGAGACGACAAUCUGCCAAGACUCCAUACCGUGGUCAGAGGCCCUCCAGGACACUUCUGUCCUCAAGUCUCUGCUCGUGGAUGUGGCUCUGCUGGCUCUCUUCACCGUGCAGCACAGUCUGCUUGCACGGCCGCCCGUCAAACAGGCCUGCCAGUCGAUCCUGGGCUCCCUGAACAGGACCGCAUACUGCUUCACCACUGCGCUGGCUCUCCAGAUCCUAAUGUAUUACUGGCAGCCCGUAACUGGCGCCCCCUGUCUGUGGUCAGUGCGCCAAACACCUUGGAGUGUCUGGUUCCCUCUGCUCUGCUUCACUGUGCACGUGUUCUGCUGGGCCAUCAUCUGCACCAUCCUCAUGAUUUUCGACUACCCAGAACUGCUGGGCAUCAAGCAGGUGUAUUACCAGUGUUUGGGUAUGGGGGACCCCCUGUCCCACAAGUCCUCCCAGGCCCGGCGCUUCCUCUCUCACUUCCGCCAUCCGGUGUGCCUGGAGCUUGUCGUUGUGCUGUGGCUCCUGCCGGCUUUAUCCCUGGACAGGCUGCUCCUGGCAUUAACGAUGUCAGUCUACCUGGCGCUGGCACACUCGCUGGACAAACAGGAUUUAGCUUUCCUUUACGAGCAGCUUAGCAGCAAGGUGCGACUCUUUGCCGAACCAACCCUCAGCCUGGACAGCAAAGAGAAGUGAAAGUAAUCAUGCUGCUGUGAUGAAAAGCUCAUUUAACACUAAACCUGAACACUGUUUUAGAACUGACUGCUCUUCUGGACUUGGAAGACGCUCUGUGACCUUUUUGCACCUGCAUGACAUAACUGUGUUAGCCAAACAACAGUUUUGAAAAAAGGAGGAUUCCGUUAUAACGUGGGAUACAGUAUAUGUGACAUAUUGCACCCAAAGAAACAAGAACAACAUUUUGCAAUAUGGAUUUGUGGUUUAAUACGUGGUGAUUGGAUUAAUUGGUUGUUAACAAUUACAGUUGCCUUAAGCCUUGAUUGCAUGAUUACAUUUGGCCAGAACAAAUUAACCAUGAUAUCAAUGUAGUGAGUUUUUUCAUAUUGAAUUUUGUGAUCUUUUUUAUUAUGUACACACUGAGGCAAAUUCAGUGCCUUGAAAACUAUCAUUAGGACAUUUCAGACUGACAAAAACAAAGAAUGGUAUUAUGCAAAUAAAUACAUAUGGAAGACAAA